AUGAAUAAUCCAGGUUCCUUUGCUGAUGAAUUUCGCAGAGUAAAAGCGUCGGAAAAUUAUGAAACAAUUAAUUCUGUUGGUGGACAACAUAUUUCAGAAGCUACUUCUAAUCAACCUAGCACGAGUAGUGCGAACCAAUCCCCUGUGAAAUCAAAUGCAUCUGUUUCAGGUGUAUUAGUCAACAACAAACAAAGAGGCAAUCCACUGCUUAAAUCUAUCGUUAAUGUACCAUGGGAAUAUUCAGAUAGCAUUUUACCCGACUAUGUAAUGGGACGUACAACAUGUGCACUAUUUUUAUCCCUACGCUACCAUAUGCUAAAACCUGACUAUAUAUACAACAGAGUAAAAUCGUUGGGGAAAUUAUAUGAGCUAAGAGUAUUGUUACUUCAGAUUGAUGUCAAAGAGCCACAUACACCUCUCAAACAGUUGACUAGAAUGUGUCUGGUAGCUGAACUUACAUUAAUGUUAGCUUGGACUUCUGAAGAAGCUGGCAAACUCAUUGAAACUUAUAAAAUAUUUGAGAAUAAGCCACCAGAUCUUAUAAUGGAGAAAGCAGAAGCAGACGACUAUUCCAGAAUAGCCAAUGCACUUACAACUAUUCGUGCUGUAAACAAAACUGAUGCAGCAUUGUUACUAUCUACAUUUGGUUCAUUGGAAAAUAUUUGUAAAGCUUCUCAUACAGCUUUGGCAUUGUGUCCUGGGUUUGCUCAACAUAAAGCAACACAGUUAUAUAAUACUCUUCACAAGCCUUUCCUGAAACAAAAAACUCUCGAGGAAGACUCACAAUCAAAAAAUAAAUAA
Molecule: messenger RNA, 801 nt
Organism: Macrosiphum euphorbiae (potato aphid)
Lineage: Eukaryota; Metazoa; Arthropoda; Insecta; Hemiptera; Aphididae
Source: the annotation of a GenBank genome assembly